CAAACGUGGGUAGUGGGGAGGAAUAGAAAAAAGAAGAAGAGGGCCGUAGCAACACUUUCUCGGUCAUCUCUAUUUUAAAACAAACGCCACCGCAUCUUUACUCAUUCAACAUCUCCUCCGCCGCCGCGAACCCAACCCGAUUUGCCUGAACAGAGAAAAUUAUUAACAAAAAAAGAAUGGCUUCCUUGACCACUAUUUCGUCCUCUAAGUCGUUGUCGUCUUCGUCUUCACUCUUCGCCCGUUGCUCUCUUGGCCAUAAAAGCGUUCGUUACACUGAGUCUCGCCCUGGUACCUGCGGUUCCAACACCUUCAAAUGUGACAUGGCUCAACCAGUGAAUAUUGGAAACGGGAAGCCGAUGAUUCCAGUCCUUAAUGAAAGGACGCUGCCCAAGUUCUUGGAAUCUGCUCGAAUGGAGACAACUGUUAACAGAAAGGGUGCCAAGAUCAAAUUGUUCUCCGGGACUGCCAAUCCUGCACUUUCUCAGGAAAUUGCAUGGUACAUGGGCCUGGAGCUGGGGAAGAUCAACAUUAAGCGAUUUGCUGAUGGGGAAAUUUAUGUUCAGCUGCAAGAGAGUGUUAGAGGUUGUGAUGUAUAUUUAGUGCAACCAACAUGCCCUCCUGCAAAUGAGAAUCUCAUGGAGCUUCUCAUAAUGGUAGAUGCUUGCCGGAGAGCAUCGGCAAAAAAUAUUACUGUGGUGAUUCCUUAUUUUGGUUAUGCCAGAGCUGAUAGAAAGACACAAGGGCGAGAAUCCAUAGCAGCCAAACUUGUUGCAAAUCUUAUCACUGAAUCUGGUGCAAAUCGUGUUCUUUCUUGUGACCUUCAUUCUGGGCAGUCCAUGGGCUACUUCGAUAUUCCAGUGGAUCAUGUCCAAGGCCAGCCUGUGAUUCUUGAUUAUCUUGCCAGCAAGAGAAUUUGUUCUGAUGACUUGGUGGUGGUUUCACCUGAUGUUGGAGGAGUAGCAAGAGCACGUGCAUUUGCAAAAAAACUGUCCGAUGCACCUUUAGCCAUUGUGGAUAAAAGGCGUCACGGACACAAUGUUGCAGAGGUAAUGAACCUUAUUGGUGAUGUAAAGGGGAAAGUUGCAGUUAUGGUGGAUGAUAUGAUUGACACAGCUGGAACGAUUGCAAAGGGGGCAGAGCUGCUACACCAAGAGGGGGCGAGGGAAGUUUAUGCAUGCUGUACUCAUGCAGUUUUCAGCCCCCCUGCAAUCGAGAGGCUAUCAAGUGGCAUUUUCCAGGAAGUGGUCAUUACGAAUACACUUCCAGUGGCAGAGAAGAACUACUUCCCUCAGCUGACAGUUCUAUCCGUGGCUAAUCUGUUGGGUGAAACGAUAUGGCGUGUUCACGAUGAUUGUUCCGUGAGUAGUAUUUUUCAGUGAGAAAUGGGAUAGGAAAUAUGUUUUAUCCUUCAAACUUUAGCGUUUGCAGCCUAACGAUUGCCUUGUCUCCAGUGUUAAAAAACUGGAUACGGACCACAUGCAGGAAUAGGUUUUAGACUCAAAUCUGACAAUAGUCUUUUCUUAGUUUUUCUUCCUCAUUAAUUCAACAACUUAGCAUUCUUAUAAUUUUUCCAAUAACCCGGCAAUUGUUGGUUUUAGAUUGUAUUCAUAUACAAGCAAAACAUCUUCAAUGGUAUGCCGUUGAGCGAGCCUUUUUUCA
Molecule: messenger RNA, 1659 nt
Organism: Hibiscus syriacus
Lineage: Eukaryota; Viridiplantae; Streptophyta; Magnoliopsida; Malvales; Malvaceae
Product: ribose-phosphate pyrophosphokinase 1-like
Exons: 8
Coding region: 177-1379 (400 amino acids)
Biological process (GO): 5-phosphoribose 1-diphosphate biosynthetic process; purine nucleotide biosynthetic process; ribonucleoside monophosphate biosynthetic process
Cellular component (GO): ribose phosphate diphosphokinase complex; cytoplasm
Molecular function (GO): magnesium ion binding; ribose phosphate diphosphokinase activity
Source: RefSeq, a predicted model, not a curated record